Molecule: messenger RNA, 1954 nt
Organism: Pygocentrus nattereri (red-bellied piranha)
Lineage: Eukaryota; Metazoa; Chordata; Actinopteri; Characiformes; Serrasalmidae
Product: protein-lysine 6-oxidase
Exons: 7
Coding region: 153-1319 (388 amino acids)
Biological process (GO): peptidyl-lysine oxidation
Molecular function (GO): copper ion binding; protein-lysine 6-oxidase activity
Source: RefSeq, a predicted model, not a curated record
CUCUCCUUAAACGUGCGGCUCUAAAUCUUCCCAAUGCAACUUCUACACGGCUGCGGUCUUUUUGGAGCUUGGCGCGUGCUUUCUUGUCAUUUAAGCAUCCCUAAGCACCUCCGUUUGUAAGGUAAAUAAGGAAAGUGCUCGCAUUUUUAAGAAUGAGGGAUUUUUUGGCCGGCGGCGCGCUGCUCUUGUUCUUCUCCUCUCUGGGCUGCGUUCUGAGAGCUGUGCGCUCUGAGCCGAGCGCCCUGCGCCCCGGGAUGCGCUGGAGGAACCACGGGCGCGUUUACAGCCUGCUCAGUCCGGGGGCGCAGUACGUUCCAGCGGGCCGCCGGAGGGACGGUGGGUCUCGUGGACCAGUGGUGGUCGUCAGUGACCGCAACGAGACCGCGUGGGUGCGUCCUGGCGCUCAGCAAGAGGACUCUCCGCGCGCAGACGAAGGCGCACCUGCUCCCGUCUCGAGGCAGCCCGAGCCACGUCCAGCGCGGGGUCCUACUGACCAAACGUCCGCCUCUGGCGGGGAAGCGCAGGGCAGCCACGCUCCAGAGGGCGCGAUGGUGGCGGAUGAUCCGUACGACCCUUACAAGUCCUUGCGCAAUAGUCUGUACUACAACCCGUACUACGGCUACAACGGCUACAGCUAUUACUACACGCCGAGGUACAGGAGCAGACAGAGACCUAACGGCUACUCCACGCGCAUACAGCACGGUCUGCCAGAUCUGGUGCCAGAUCCCUAUUACGUGCAAAUGUCCACGUAUGUACAGAGGGUGCCAAUGUACAACCUGAGGUGUGCAGCUGAGGAGAACUGCUUGGCAAGCUCAUCUGCCCAUGCGAGGGACUAUGACACCCGGGUGCUGCUGAGGUUUCCGCAGCGUGUGAAGAAUCAGGGAACUUCUGACUUUCUCCCCAGCAGACCACGGCACGCCUGGGAAUGGCAUAGUUGUCACCAACACUUCCACAGCAUGGAUGAGUUCUGCCACUAUGAUCUGCUGGAUGCAACCACCCAGCAAAGGGUGGCAGAAGGCCACAAAGCUAGCUUCUGCCUGGAGGACACGUCCUGUGACCCAGGAUACUAUAGGCGCUACGCCUGCACUUCUCACACUCAGGGACUGAGCCCAGGAUGUUACGACACCUACAAUGCAGACAUUGACUGCCAGUGGAUUGAUAUUACUGACGUCAAACCUGGAAAGUACAUCCUCAAGAUAACUGUGAAUCCAGGCUUCCAGGUCCCAGAGUCAGACUUCAAUAAUAACAUUGUUCGCUGUGACAUUGAAUAUACAGGCAAUUGGGCCCAAGCAUCAGGAUGCACUAUGUCUUCAUACUGAUGGUGGAGUUUUGUCACCACAUACAAAACAUUCAACUGUCUGGCCAUCGCUGGCACAGGAAAGGACCCCUUAAAGGAAAGCCAGCGGGUGAAAUGCUGCCUACAUCAGCAUCAGCCAUUUACCACAUCAACCAUUUUUAGCCUGUCCAAACCUCAUUUUUACAUCCAAAAUGUGCUUAAAAGCAAUGAAACAUGUUAAUUUAAAGUUUGAAGCAGAACUUUUACAAUGCUACCAAGACCAUACAAUGAUUGCAACAGUUCUAAUAGCACUUUCAUUGCUUUGGCUGCAUGAAAACAGCUGAGAAACUAAUAUUCAGUUUUCAUAGAUGUUAUUUAAUGCCCUCUUGUUAUAGGUUAAAUGAAAAAAAUAAUAAAAAAGGUAAGCUUGUUAGUAUUAGUGUGCUAUUUGUUGCUAUAAAUUGCUUCUCCACUCAGAAUUUGAGCAUUUUCUGUUUUACAAUAAGAUCAUAUUUGAAAGCUCAAGAGUAAUUCUGGCUAUAUGUUAUCCAUAGACAGUAUAAGUAAGUGCCACAUUGAAACAGUGAAAGUACAUUCAGAUAUUCUACAUCAGUGUUGUUUUCUUCCUUUUUAAUGUACAUUAACUGUCAUAUAUGCAAAGAUUUUGUAUUUCUAACA